Messenger RNA from Myotis davidii, 4047 nucleotides. RefSeq names its product ATPase type 13A3 (gene ATP13A3). Gene Ontology annotation, molecular function: P-type ion transporter activity; ATPase-coupled monoatomic cation transmembrane transporter activity; ATP binding. Gene Ontology annotation, biological process: intracellular calcium ion homeostasis; polyamine transmembrane transport. The record is from RefSeq and is a predicted model, not a curated record. Bases 94 to 3864 code for a protein of 1256 amino acids. NCBI's taxonomy places the organism in Eukaryota, Metazoa, Chordata, Mammalia, Chiroptera, Vespertilionidae. The transcript is spliced from 33 exons. Gene Ontology annotation, cellular component: late endosome membrane.
GAUCUGACAGAAACAUCUUUGGCCCUCGGUGUCUGGACAUAGGAGUUGUCUUCAACUGUUCUGAAGUACAAGACCUUUUAAAUCACUGUAGAUAUGGACAAAGAAGAAAGGAAGACUAUCAAUCAGGGUCAAGAAGAUGAAAUGGAAAUUUAUGGCUAUAAUUUAUGUCGCUGGAAGCUUGCCAUAGUUUCUCUAGGAGUGGUUUGCACCGGUGGCUUUCUCCUGCUCCUCCUCUAUUGGAUGCCUGAGUGGCGGGUGAAGGCAACCUGUAUUAGAACUGCAAUUAAAGACUGUGAAGUGGUGCUGCUGAGGACUACUGAUGAAUUCAAAACAUGGUUUUGUGCAAAAAUUCGCUUGCUUUCUUUGAAAACUCAUCCAUUUUCGAGUCCAAAAUCUGUGGCUAAUAAGGUUUCAAAUGGCCAUGCUGUUCUUUUAACUGAAAAUUUGGCCGAAGAGAACAGGCAUGAGAUAAGUAAAUAUUCACAGACACAAUCAGAACAGAUUCGUUACUUUACCCACCAUAGUGUAAAAUAUUUCUGGAAUGAUACUCUUCACAAUUUUGAUUUCUUAAAGGGACUGGAUGAAGGUGUUUCUUGUACGUCAAUUUAUGAAAAGCAUAGUGCAGGACUGACAAAGGGGAUGCAUGCCUACAGAAAAUUGCUUUAUGGAAUAAAUGAAAUUUCUGUGAAAGUGCCUUCUGUUUUUAAGCUUCUAAUUAAGGAGGUUCUCAAUCCAUUUUACAUUUUCCAGCUGUUCAGUGUUAUACUGUGGUGCACUGAUGAAUACUAUUACUAUGCUCUAGCCAUUGUGAUUAUGUCUAUAGUAUCAAUUUUAAGUUCUCUAUAUUCCAUUAAAAAGCAAUAUACUAUGUUGCAUGACAUGGUGGCAGCUCACAGUACUGUGAGAGUUUCAGUUUGCAGAGUAAAUGAAGAAAAAGAAGAGAUCUUUUCUACAGAACUUGUGCCGGGAGAUGUUAUGGUCAUUCCAUUAAAUGGGACUAUCAUGCCUUGUGAUGCAGUACUUAUUAAUGGUACUUGCAUUGUAAAUGAAAGCAUGUUAACAGGAGAAAGUGUUCCAGUGACAAAGACGAAUUUGCCAAAUCCUUCAGUGGACAUAAAAGGAAUGGGAGAUGAAUUAUAUAGUCCAGAAAUACAUAAACGACACACUCUGUUUUGUGGGACUACUGUUAUUCAAACUCGUUUCUACACUGGAGAGCUUGUCAAGGCCAUAGUAGUUAGAACAGGAUUUAGUACUUCCAAAGGACAGCUUGUUCGUUCCAUAUUGUAUCCCAAACCAACAGAUUUUAAACUCUACAGAGAUGCCUACUUGUUUCUUCUGUGUCUUGUGGCGGUGGCUGCCAUUGGGUUUAUCUACACUAUUAUCAAUAGCAUUUUAAAUGAGGUGGAGAUUGGAGUAAUAAUUAUCGAGUCUCUUGAUAUCAUUACAAUCACUGUGCCACCUGCACUUCCUGCUGCAAUGACUGCUGGUAUUGUGUAUGCUCAAAGAAGACUGAAAAAAAUUGGUAUUUUCUGCAUCAGUCCCCAAAGGAUAAAUAUAUGUGGACAGCUGAAUCUUGUUUGCUUUGACAAGACUGGAACUCUUACUGAAGAUGGUUUAGAUCUUUGGGGGAUUCAACGAGUGGAAAAUACACGUUUUCUUUUGCCAGAAGAAAAUGUUUGCAAUGAGAUGUUGGUAAAGUCUCAAUUUGUUGCUUGUAUGGCUACUUGCCAUUCACUCACAAAAAUUGAAGGAGUGCUUUCUGGUGAUCCACUUGAUUUGAAAAUGUUUGAAGCCAUCGGAUGGAUUCUGGAGGAAGCAACUGAAGAGGAAACAGCACUUCAUAAUCGAAUUAUGCCAACUGUGGUUCGUCCUCCAAAACAACUGCUUCCUGAAUCUACACCUGUAGGAGACCAGGAAAUGGAGCUGUUUGAACUUCCAGCUGUUUAUGAGAUAGGAAUUGUUCGCCAGUUCCCAUUUUCUUCUGCUUUGCAACGUAUGAGUGUGGUUGCAAGGGUGCUAGGGGAUAAAAAAAUGGAUGCCUACAUGAAAGGAGCACCUGAGGUCAUUGCCAGUCUUUGUAAACCUGAAACAAUUCCUGUUGAUUUUGAAAAUGUUUUAGAGGAUUACACUAAACAGGGCUUCCGUGUAAUUGCUCUUGCACACAGAAAAUUGGAAUCAAAACUGACAUGGCAUAAAGUGCAGAAUAUUAGCAGAGAUGCCAUUGAAAACAACAUGGAUUUUAUGGGAUUAAUUAUAAUGCAGAACAAAUUAAAGCGAGAAACCCCUGCAGUACUUGAAGAUUUGCAUAAAGCCAACAUUCGCACUGUCAUGGUCACAGGUGACAACAUGUUGACUGCUGUCUCUGUGGCCAGAGACUGUGGAAUGAUACUACCUCAGGAUAAAGUUAUUAUUGCUGAAGCAUUACCUCCAAAGGAUGGAAAAGUUGCCAAAAUAAACUGGCAUUAUGCAGACACUCUAACACAGUGCAGUAAUUCAUCAGCAGUUGACUCGGAGGCAAUUCCAAUUAAAUCAGUCCACGAUAGCUUAGAGGAUCUUCAGGUGUCUCGUUAUCAUUUUGCAAUGAAUGGAAAAUCAUUUUCAGUGAUACUGGAGCAUUUUCAAGACCUUGUUCCAAAGUUGAUGUUGCAUGGCACUGUAUUUGCUCGUAUGGCACCUGAUCAGAAGACACAAUUAAUAGAAGCAUUGCAAAAUGUAGAUUACUUUGUUGGGAUGUGUGGUGAUGGUGCAAAUGAUUGUGGUGCUCUAAAGAGGGCACAUGGAGGCAUUUCUUUAUCAGAGCUCGAGGCUUCAGUGGCAUCUCCCUUUACCUCCAAAACUCCUAGUAUUUCCUGUGUGCCAAACCUCAUCAGGGAAGGCCGUGCUGCUUUAAUGACUUCCUUCUGUGUGUUUAAAUUUAUGGCUUUGUACAGCAUUAUACAAUACUUCAGUGUUACUCUACUGUAUUCCGUCUUAAGUAACCUAGGAGACUUCCAGUUUCUCUUCAUUGAUCUGGCAAUCAUUUUGGUAGUGGUAUUUACAAUGAGUUUAAAUCCUGCCUGGAAGGAACUUGUGGCACAAAGACCACCUUCAGGUCUCAUAUCGGGGGCCCUUCUCUUCUCCGUUUUGUCUCAGAUCAUCAUCAGCAUUGGAUUUCAGUCUUUGGGGUUUUUUUGGGUCAAGCGGCAACCUUGGUAUGAAAUAUGGCAUCCACAUUCAGAUGCUUGUAAUACAACAGGAAGCCUAUAUGGGAAUUUUUCACAUUUGUACAAUGAAACCGAAGAUGAUCCACAUAAUAUACAAAAUUAUGAAAAUACCACAGUGUUUUUUAUCUCCAGUUUUCAGUACCUCAUAGUGGCAAUUGCCUUUUCAAAAGGAAAACCUUUCAGGCAACCUUGCUACAAGAAUUAUCUUUUUGUUUUGUCUGUGAUUAUUUUGUAUGUUUUCAUAUUAUUCAUCAUGUUGCAUCCAGUUGCCUCUAUUGACCAGGCUCUUCAGAUUGUGUGUGUACCAUAUCAGUGGCGUAUAACUAUGCUCAUCAUUGUUCUUGUAAAUGCCCUUGUAUCUAUCAUGGUGGAGAACUUCUGCCUUGACAUGGUCCUUUGGAAAGUUGUGUUCAAUCGAGACAGACAAGGAGAGUAUCGCUUCACCACCACACAGCCAGCACAGGAGUCAGUGGACUAUUGGGGGAAAUGCUGCUUGUCCUGUGCCCUGGACUGUAGAAAGAAGAUACCGAAAGCAAAGUACAUGUAUCUGGCUCAGGAGCUCUUGGUUGACCCGGAAUGGCCACCAAAACCUCAGACAACAACAGAAGCUAAAGCUUUAGUUAAAGAAAAUGGAUCAUGUCAAAUCAUCACCAUAACAUAGUCUCGGUGGGAUGCUAGUAGCAGUGUUGCACAGAAUGUAAUUUAGGACUUUCUGAUCCUGUGUGUCAGAUGGCAUCAUUUCAAUCUGUGUUCCUUCUGAUAUAGUAGGUGAUUUCAGAGCUUUUUUUUUAAAAAACAAAAGAAACAAAAAUAAAAGAUUGGCAUGCCCGCUAAAUUAAUAAUC